AUGGAUGCAACCUGCCAAGGACCCGUGAACAUGGUGCAGAACUGCUCAGGGUUUCCUUCUGCAAUACAGCAGGCGCAACUCCUGCUGACCUCCAAGGCCUGGCUCGAGGCCCCGCCCUCUCCCGUUCGCCCCGCCCUCUCCCGUUCGCCCCGCCCACCACCGCCCUCCCCCGCCCCUGUCCUUCUUAGUCCCGCCCCAGACCUUCUGCGCAUGCCCUUUGGACCAGCCUGCCCCUCGGAGGAACUCAGAGCCAGCCAGGUAACGCUGCCCCGGCCCCUGUCGCCCCCAGGUCGGCCACCCGGUCCCGAUCGCGGCGAGGACCGGAACGCACUCGGGGCCGAUGGUCACUCUGGGCUGUUUGCUGUGACUUUGGCCUCCAGCUGCCCAGCCCAAGCCCUGUUCACCUUCCCCGAUCCUGAAUCCAAGGACUGGCCCCCAGUAUACGACUUUUAUUGCGGCCUUUUGCUUCCGCUGGGCCUCUCCCUGAAGGGGACACUGGAUCCAGCCCGUCCGUGCUCCAGGCGGGCCAGUUAUCUCCAGAGCCGCUUGAUCAAUGAUGCCAAGGCCCGCUUAAAAAAGCAUGAUGUUGGAACCAAGUUUUCUCACUUGUUGCCUAACAAAUGUUCUGUCCUUGUACCACUAUUGGCAAAAGAAGGAAAAUUCCAUCUGUUAUUCACCCAACGGUCAGAGAAGCUACGAAGGUCGCCAGGAGAAGUUUGCUUCCCAGGAGGCAAGUUUGAACCUGCAGAUGUGGACGAGGUAGCCACAGCUCUCCGGGAAGCCCAGGAGGAAGUGGGCCUGCGUCCUCAUCAAGUGGAGGUCGUCUGCUGUCUGGUGCCACAGAUUUUUGAGGCAAAGAUGUUGAUCACCCCAGUUGUGGGAAUUAUAGACGAAGACUUCCAGGCCCAGCCAAAUCCCGACGAAGUGAAGGACGUGUUCCUGGUCCCUCUGGCCUAUUUCCUGCACCCACUUGUCUACCACCAGAAGUACGUGACGUCUUCUGGUUAUCGCGUUCUUAUCCAUUGCUUCGAGUACACAAACCCCGAGAAUGGCGUGACUUACCACAUCAGGGGACUAACAGCAAAAUUGGCAGUGCUCCUUGCUUUAAUUAUUUUAGAAAAAAGACCCACCUUUGAGGUUGAAUUUGAUCUCCACGAUCUAUUAUCAUCUUCUGAAGAAUCUUUAUUGAAAGUACAUAAGCACGUCAUGAACAAGUUAUGA
Chrysochloris asiatica (Cape golden mole) is the source of this 1221-nucleotide messenger RNA. It is a transcript of the gene NUDT7, whose product is annotated as nudix (nucleoside diphosphate linked moiety X)-type motif 7. Gene Ontology annotation, biological process: coenzyme A catabolic process; nucleoside diphosphate metabolic process. The transcript is spliced from 7 exons. Lineage: Eukaryota; Metazoa; Chordata; Mammalia; Afrosoricida; Chrysochloridae. The coding region runs from base 1 to 1221 and encodes 406 amino acids. The record is from RefSeq and is a predicted model, not a curated record. Gene Ontology annotation, molecular function: coenzyme A diphosphatase activity; magnesium ion binding; acetyl-CoA hydrolase activity.